This is a messenger RNA of Gaeumannomyces tritici R3-111a-1, 2738 nucleotides long. RefSeq lists its product as hypothetical. The transcript is spliced from 5 exons. The record is from RefSeq and is a predicted model, not a curated record. Gene Ontology annotation, biological process: basic amino acid transport; transmembrane transport. Gene Ontology annotation, molecular function: basic amino acid transmembrane transporter activity. Gene Ontology annotation, cellular component: fungal-type vacuole membrane. Bases 585 to 2441 code for a protein of 618 amino acids. NCBI's taxonomy places the organism in Eukaryota, Fungi, Ascomycota, Sordariomycetes, Magnaporthales, Magnaporthaceae.
GCAGACGGCAGUUGGCGGGCGUCCGCAACUCGAGCCGAACGCCGAGUCCGGGGAAGCCCGUCUGGCCUUUUCGUCCGACGACGCCGACCUCGACAGCGAACACGGAGGGUUGAGGCCGGCCUAUCACCACCGCGAUUCCAACCUGGCGAUGCGGCCUCGGCAACCUCGGCAAAGACGUUCGUUCCCGGCCACUGUCGUUCGGUUGGCCGUCUGUGGGGGGCGUGGCAGCAGAGACUCGUGCAAUCAUUUACUGUGUAUUACCACUCGGCCCUAAUUGAGCCCCUCCGCUUUCGGGCCACCAGCGGGGGCUGCUCAGUGGGGUGGGUGUUGCCCCCAACGCGGGGGAAGAUGGUAGCACAGCCCUGUGGAGGCUCCGUGUUGGUGGCCUCGAUAACGGCUUGCUGCAUGGCUCGCUGCAUGGCUCACACCGGUGCCGGCCGCCUGACUUGCACCCCAUUUUCUGACCGCCGCUGCUUUCGAAAAGCCCAGCAUGACGACAACCACAACCAUCGACGGACCCGAGCCGCUCGUCCUCACCUCGCCGUUCACAAAGCCCCCUCCCUGACCGCUGCUUUCCCGGCGCAAUGGCGGGCCAACCCCCUGAGCUCGCCGCCGCACCCAUCGUGCACGACGAGACCUCGCCCCUGCUGGGCCAACCCCUGGCCGUCUCCCAAGCCGCACCGGCCAGCGAUGCGGCUACCGCCGAUCCCGAAGACGCGGCAGGAGCGGAGCCGGGUGCCGUCAGCGCCGCGGCGCCUUCUUCAGUCACGGUCCUCGGCAUCGUGCUCGUGCUGGUUGCGGGCGCCUUCAUGUCCAACGUCGACGGGUCGCUGGUGCUGGCCACCCACCCGACCAUCGCGUCUGAGUUUGACGCCCUGUCAUGGUCGAGCUGGCUGUUUGUCGCCUUCCAGCUGGCGGGCGCCGCCACGCAGUCCAUUGUAUGUUUGGUCGCGUCCAUUUUCGGACCGGGUGCCUCGGCUAAACAGGACACCAAACAGUACGGCAAACUGAGCGACAUGUAUGGUCGGAGGCCAGUUUUGGUUGCGGCGUACGCUUUGUUUGCCCUUGGAUGCGCCCUGAUCGGUGCCGGGGGUUCUAUGGCCCAGGUUGUCCUCGGGAGGGUUGUUUCCGGCUGUGGAGCCGCAGCCCUGAACGUCCUGGGCUUGCUCAUCAUCACAGAUAUCGUUCCUUUGCGCGAGGCAGCGAGCUGGCAGUCGGGCAUCAACCUCGCUGCCGUCAGCGGAAGGAGCCUCGGAGCGCCCCUCGGUGGUCUGCUGGCUGACUUGGUCGGUUGGCGCCUGUCAUUCAUGGGCCAAGUCCCCAUCUUCUGUGCCGCGAUCGUCUUUUGUCUGUCCAGGAUGCCCUCCAAUCUCCCCGGCCAGUCCCAUUCGGUCACCCAUGUGUCCAGUACAGAGCCUCGCUCGACCGAUCAGGCCGACGACCAUGCUCAGGAGUCGGGGCCGAUGUCGCCAAGCAAGCAUGCGAAGCCACCUGCACGGCAGCCGCAAGGACUCGCCCGGAUCGAUUUUCUUGGCGCCGCCCUCCUCGCGCUGACUGUCGUCUGCGUCCUCCUGCCCAUCGAGGUCAGCCGCGCCAGCGAUAUCCCGUGGACACGCAACCCAGCGGUCCUGGGCCUGGCCGCCGCCGCCUGCGUCUUCGGGGCCCUGUUCGUCGCGGUUGAGGAGCGGUGGGCGCUCGAGCCCAUCUUCCCCAUCGACCUGCUGCGGCACCGCGACGUCCUGCUGCUGUACCUGGUCGCAUGCACCCAGGCGGCCGCCCAGUUUGGGCUUACCUUUGCUGUCCCGCUGUACUUUCAGGUCACGCAGAGGUCGUCCAAUGCCGCCUCGGGCGCCUCUCUUGUCCCUGCGUUUAUUGGUAACGCCUGUGGUGCUAUUCUGGGCGGUCUGGUAAUCAAAAGGACCGGUCGGUACAAGCUCCUCUUGAUCGGCGCCACCGCCCUGUCCUCGUCAGCCUACUUCAUCAUCCUGCUGCGCUGGCACGGCCACACGCGCGCCUGGGAGGCCCUGGAGAUCCUUCCCGGUGGCAUGGGCACCGGCAUCGUGCAGACCGUGAUCUUUGUGGCCAUCGCGGCCACCAUCAACCCGUCGCACAAGGCCGCCGCCAUGUCGGGCCUCUUCCUCGUCAGCACCGUGGCCAGCACCCUCGGCCUCGCCGCGGUCAACGCCGUCACGCUGGGAGUCAUGAGGGCGAGGCUGGAUGCGCUGCUCGCGCUUGCUGGCUUCGACCUUGCCAUGCGCGAUGAGAUCAUCACGAAGGCCGCAGCCAGCAUCGAUUACCUGGACGUGGCCGACAAGGGGGUCGCGGACGCCGUGGUGCGAGCCUAUAUUGACGGCCUGUCCGCCAGCCACAUUGUUUCCUUGGUUUGCUCAUCCUUGGCAUUUAUUGGCAGCGUGUUUGUCGGAGAGCGACUCCUGCAUUGACCAGCCUUUGUUCAUGCCAUUGUUUGACCAGGGGCCAGGCUGUCGCAUGUGCUAUUAUUGUUGGAAAGGCUCUCGGAUGCCCGUCUCCAUGUGGUAGAUUGCGUUCGUUAUCCUCGUGCCUGCAACGUUUGUGAGGCCCCUUGUAUGCCUGACUGCCAAUGUGCUACUUUUCCCGAGUACCGCCGUUCGCCAGCAGAGUUUUCACAGGCCUGUAGUUUAUUUAUUUGUUUCUAAGGAGGGACUGGGGCGAGUGGAAAGAUAGGAAAUCCUACAUAGAAAACGUUUCCGCUUCUCCUG